ACAGGAAACAUAAAGAUUGGUUUAAUGAUUUUUUGUUGUUGUUGUUCUUGUGUGUCUUUGUUUUCAUUGCUUUUCUUUUCCAGUUGCAGGUUUCUCUUUGUAGUUUCAGAGACUCUGCAUUUGCCUCUUGACUGGCUAUGCCAGUCUACGGGCUCGUCCCCUAGCUCCCCCCUGCAGGUGGAUGGACGGUUUUGGUUUCUGCGUUUGUUUUUUGUUUUUUGUUUUUUGUUUUUUCUUGUUAUACUUUUCUUUUCCAGUCGUAGGUUUCUCUUUGUAGUUUCAGAGACUCUGCAU
Geodia barretti is the source of this 294-nucleotide messenger RNA. NCBI's taxonomy places the organism in Eukaryota, Metazoa, Porifera, Demospongiae, Tetractinellida, Geodiidae. The record is from the annotation of a GenBank genome assembly.